AUGGUGAUUAUUAGGCAAGAGCUGAUAGACUGGUCCAGCCUCUCCCCCCUGUGGAACAGCCAGGCACAGAGGAUCCAGUCCACACUGUCCCUUCAGUCAGGCAGUCAUGCCUCCAACUCGUUAUCGAUAAUCAGACCGGUCACUGGGUCCCUCUCAGGGAAGGUAAAUCUUCCCUGCUUCUUCUCCACCAUCCCAACCUCAGCGCCGGUCAUCAGCCCCAACGGAACUGCCAUUUAUAGCAGAGAUUACCUGCGGAUCAAAUGGACCAAAAUAGUGGGGGAAGUGGAAUCCACAGUGCUGGUGGCACAAAAUGGCGUCAUCAAGAUAGGUUCCAUCUACAGGAACCGUGUGUCAGUCCCCAGUCACCCGGAGGACGUCGGUGACGCCUCACUGACAGUGGUGAAGCUGCGUGCCAGUGACGCGGGCACUUAUCGCUGUGAGGUCAUGUACGGCAUUGAAGACACCCAGGAUACAGUGGACCUAGAUGUCAACGGUGUUGUCUUUCACUACCGGGCGAGCAUCAGCAGAUAUACACUGGACUACCAGAACGCUGUCAGAACAUGCCAAAAUGUUGGAGCAACCAUUGCCACAUAUGACCAACUGAGAGCAGCCUUUGAGGAUGGCUUUGACCAAUGUGAUGCCGGCUGGAUCGCUGAUCAGACAGUGAGAUACCCCAUUAUCCAGCCAAGGAACGGCUGCUAUGGCAACCUGAAGACCAAACCUGGCAUUAGGACAUAUGGCAUCAGGAAACCAACAGAGACCUAUGAUGUAUAUUGUUACGUAGAUAAACUUGAUGGUGAAGUGUUUUAUGCUCCUGUGACACAUAAGAUGACUUUAGAGGAGGCCCGUGUAGAGUGCAAGAGGAGAAAAUCUGUUUUGGCAACCCCUGGCCAGCUCCAUGCUGCCUGGCGACAGGGCCUGGACAGAUGUGACUAUGGCUGGCUCUCUGACGGCAGCGUAAGACAUCCUGUUGCAUUACCCAGAAUGAAGUGUGGGGGGGGCCUGCUUGGUGUCAGGACCAUGUAUCGCUACAGAAACCAGACUGGCUUCCCAGAACCAUCUACGAAGCUUGGAGCUUACUGUUUCAGAGGAAUUCAUUCAUGUACAAAGGAUGUUUGUUUGAACGGGGGAUCUUGCCACAAAAUUGGCAGCCUCUAUACUUGUAGCUGUCCUCCUGGGUACAAUGGUGAUCGCUGUGAGACAGAUAUUGAUGAGUGCCAGUCAAAUCCUUGCCGCAACGGAGGCACAUGUGUAGAUGGGCUGGCUUCCUUCAUAUGUGUGUGCCUCCCAAGCUACUCUGGGCUGUAUUGUGAAGAGGAUACAGAAGUCUGUGACUAUGGCUGGCAUAAGUUCCAGGGCCACUGCUACAAGUACUUUCCCCAGAGGAGAAACUGGGACACAGCAGAGAGAGAGUGCCGCAUGCAGGGGGCUCAUCUCACCAGCAUCCUUUCCCACGAGGAGCAACAGUAUGUCAACCGUCUUGGACAGGACUACCAGUGGAUUGGCCUGAAUGAUAAGAUGUUUGACAGCGACUUCCGCUGGACUGACGGCAGGCCCAUGCAAUAUGAAAACUGGAGGCCUAACCAGCCUGACAGCUUUUUCUCCGCGGGCGAGGACUGCGUAGUGAUGAUCUGGCACGAGGAUGGCCAGUGGAAUGACGUUCCAUGCAACUACCACCUCACCUUCACCUGCAAGAAGGGCACAGUGGCUUGUAAUCAGCCCCCUCUGGUGGAGAAUGCACGAACCUUUGGCAAAAAACGUGAGAGGUAUGAGAUCAACUCUUUGGUGAGGUACCAGUGCAGGACAGGCUUUAUUCAGAGGCACAUCCCGACCAUUCGUUGUCGUGGGGAUGGACGAUGGGAUGUCCCUAAAAUCACCUGCAUGAACCCAUCCAGCUACCAGAGGACCUUUCACAGAAGACAUCAUCACAGUAGUCUCUACAGCGUCAACAACUUCAAAAGAUGGCCGGAUGAGGCCCUCGGCUUUCGUAAUCCGCUCUACCGGGGAAGGAGGGAGAGGACUGAACAUAAGCUGAAGAGACAUUGAUCGCCAUGCAACAUGGCACAGCCUCCUGGAGACGAGAACACACGCUUGUGUGAAAGGAGGAAAAGGAUUCUCUAAGGAAAAUGAGAAGAAAGACAAAACUCAUCAAAUAAACCAAGAGGAAAAUCUGCAGUUUUGUUGCAUUUUACAAUGACGAUGGAAUCUAAUGAAGUGCCUUUUUAAAGAGAUGUUGACUGACGACUUUUCUUAUCAAGGGGGCGCUGUUUCACAACAAUGCCAAUGUGGAUAAAAACACUUUCAGCUGGCUACUGGAAAAGCAAAAAAGUAUUCUCAUCAUUCUUUUUUAAACUGUGGAUGUUUUUUUUCCUUGACAUUGUUUAGCAAAUAAUACAUUGACUGUUGUCUAAUACAUUUGUACACCAAAUGUGCUAAUUAAAAUCACCAUAAGUGUUCCUUAUUCAUAAAAACGCUUUUGUGAAAUUAUAGCACUUAUGUCAUGUAAAGGACUCGAUUAUGUUGUCGUGCUUCCUUCAACCUGUAACCUUUAUCCUUUGUCUAAAGAUCCUAGUUUGGCUUCUCAGAGAUAAAAUGAAGGAAUCAGCAUCGACGACUCUCCAUGCCAAGUACCCUUAAUGGAGUUUUGUAUCACAUAAAUACAAUAUUAAGCCUUUACAAGAGUCUGUCUUCAGUCUUCAAAUCCAGAGGCACAGCUCAUGUUUUGAAACAUGGUUCUAUAUUUGCUAGUCCUUCAGAUUCCAGAUUAAUAAUAUACUUAUAUCUGGGGAAAAGUUCACUAAAGUGCUCAGUUAACUGCUGGAGAUCUUCUUUGUGGUGGCAGCUAAAUAACCACCUUUCAUUAGCAGCCUUCACAGUGUGUAAUUGAUGUCUUAUCAAGAUAAAGCGUUGAUAGAUUUUUAUACAGAGAAUUUUAUAUUUCUUUUUCUUUCCUUGCAAUUAGUUUUUAAGAACCUAUCAACAAAGCCUUUAUCUGCUGAUGGAAAUCAAUGUCCAUCAUCAGUUUCAAAUGGAAAGAAGGGAAGUGUGGCUCAAUUAACCUGUAUUUUCUGCUCAUGGAUGUCCAGUGCAUCACCUAAGAUACAUUGCUACUGCAUGUUUACUGUUCCUGAUCACUCAUCUGUUGCUGCUGUGCUGUAGCCCAGAGUCUUCCUGGUCAUUUUGUUUUAUUCUGCACAUUUUUUUCUGCUUUUUUGGUCGACUGACAAUCAGCCAUUGAGAGAAUGUAUUUUGUGAAAAACUCAAAAAGACUUGAACGUAAAGGCUGUUUAGGCACAGAUACAUGUAAUUUAUUUUCAAGCUGCUGAAGACCUCCUUACUUGGUUGGUACUGACAAGUAAAAUACAAUGCUGUCAUCCCACCCAGCAGUGCUCUUCAAAUGUUCGUCAUUGUAUGUUCAACAGGAGACCAGCCACAGACUUGUCUACAUGAGAUGCAUUGAAGAUAAAAGUGUUCAAACUAUAUGACUGAUUUAUACUCCUUUAUUUUUACAUCUUUAAUGCCAACUGUGGACCAAAGAAUAUGGAGGGCCCCAUCGGCUGCAAUAAUGUUAUUUUGUAACAUUAACAAAAAAUCUGUAUGUGUUGAUGGUUGUGUGUCUACAGUCGUUUUUAUAAUUGAGAAAUUUUGUUUUGUUCGUCUGUGAAUGUCUCUGUGUGUUCCAGCUUUAAUGUGCACAUAAUUUCAUAUUUAUAACAGUUUUUUAUUUUUUAUUUUACAAUGUGAAUGUCUGGGAUGCUUGUGAAUUUUGUUUAAAAAAGAAAAUCAAAUUGUUUUUUUCCUGCUUUAAAUCACCAAAGAAACCAAAUAAAUAUAUGGAUAUUAUUAAUAAAAAGGA
Molecule: messenger RNA, 3856 nt
Organism: Paralichthys olivaceus (Japanese flounder)
Lineage: Eukaryota; Metazoa; Chordata; Actinopteri; Pleuronectiformes; Paralichthyidae
Source: RefSeq, a predicted model, not a curated record